Messenger RNA from Grus americana (Whooping crane), 1822 nucleotides. RefSeq names its product P2X purinoceptor 7-like. Gene Ontology annotation, cellular component: plasma membrane; nuclear inner membrane. Gene Ontology annotation, molecular function: extracellularly ATP-gated monoatomic cation channel activity; purinergic nucleotide receptor activity. NCBI's taxonomy places the organism in Eukaryota, Metazoa, Chordata, Aves, Gruiformes, Gruidae. Gene Ontology annotation, biological process: response to ATP; monoatomic cation transmembrane transport. The record is from RefSeq and is a predicted model, not a curated record.
AUGGAUGUGGUUGUGGGAACUUUGUGUUGUAUAGUCGUCGCUUACAGAUUCUAUCAGGAGACAGAUGAAGUUAACAGCUCAGUAUGCACUAGCAUGUAGGGAGUGGCUUACACAAACAACAGGAUCUGGGAUACAGCAGAAUACACUACACCAAUGCAGGCGGUAAACUCUUUUUUUGUGAUGACCAACAUCAUUAGGACGAAUCAGCUUGAUCAGAGGUGCCCUGAGUAUCCCUUCUCCAAAGCCAUCUGCUCUUCAGACAAAUCCUGUGAAAAAGGGAGUGUCAUCCACAGUCAUAAAAUUCAAACAGGAGGAUGUGUGAAUUAUAAUGCAACUGUUAAAACCUGUGAGGUCAGGGCAUGGUGCCCUGUGAAACCCAUGGAAAGCUCCCCCUGGCCUGCUGUUCUGAGGAGUUCUGAAGACUUCACUGUGCUAAUAAAGAACAACAUUCACUUCCCAAAAUUUAAUUACCCCAUACUAAAUAUUCCACCAAAUUUAAAUAGUUUCUGCACAUACAAUACUUCCCCGCUCUGUCCAAUUUUCUGUCUGGGAGAUAUCCUUCAGGAAGCAAAAGAGAAUUUUUCUGAGGUGGCAGUAAAGGGAGGAAUCAUUGCCAUUGAGAUUAACUGGGACUGUAACUUGGACAGCUGGUUUUACGACUGCAGUCCAAAGUAUGGUUUCUGCUGCCUUGAUGACCAAUAAAUAAAGCCUGGAUUACGCUUCAGGUAAAAAAUAUCUUCAUUUACUCUUCGUAAAUAUGCAAGGUACUACUAGCUACCACAUGGGAAGGAGCAGAGAACCCUUUUCAAUGUCUAUGGAAUACGGUUUGAUGUCCCUGUCAUUGGCACACUGCUGCACAAAAUCCGAGCCGUGUGCACCAGUGAGACCAACGAGAACCACGAUAAUGAAGAAUCCAAGCUGAUGGGCACCAGUGAGAACGAGAACCAUGACAAUGAAGAAUACAAGCUGGGGCAACCUCUCAGACAAGGGGCCUCUUCCCUAGACUGCAAAAAGAGGUGCUGCUGUGGCAAAUGCCAGCCAAGACAGAAGUACCAAGAGCAGCUCUGCUGCUGAAGGAAAAAAAGGCAGUGCAUCACAACCACCCAUUGGUUUCAGCAGCUGGUGCUGUCCAGUCACACCCUGAAGAAAGCCCUUCUCUACAAAGACCCCUUUCUGGACUUGAUGGAUGGCAAUAUCAACAACCAGCUGCGUCACCUUGCUUACAAGCAAUACAUUCACUGGCACUUUGGCUCCUUUGAUCUGGAAGACAGAGCCAUCAUUCCAAGCUGCUGCAGGUGAAAAAUUAGAGAUACUUAUCCCAAAGCAGUCAACAACUAUACUGGUUUUAAGAUGGAAUGAGUAUGUAGCACAACUUGAGCUCACACUGUGACUCACCUUGGACAUUUAACCUUUGUUUUCUUUCACAGACCUUUUAAAAAAAAUAAGAAAGCGUGUGACUUCCCAAAAUCUUCUGUGGUACAGCUGAAUUCUUGUAUGCUGUUUUUGUAGAGGCACAGUUGCCUCCUACUUAGUGUAGAGGAACAAAUGCCAUGAGCUGAAGUGCUUGCUUCUGCCUUUACUUUAUUCUGUGAGUCACCCCAGGUGGUUUGGAAAUGUAGGCUCUAGGGUAAAUUCUUAGGGCUACAUUUUAUUGGGAGGUUCCAGGCCUCCUGCCUUUGCACUGGUGCACACCAGAAUCCCAGCUGAGUUAGGAGAUGACCAGAACCCUGAAAAUAAGGUGGAGCCAAGAGUCAUCUCAAAGGAUGACCCCUGAAGGAAAGAAGUCCAAAAGAGAUAGCACUUGAAAAUGUGGUCCUGAGCA